Lagenorhynchus albirostris (white-beaked dolphin) is the source of this 2478-nucleotide messenger RNA. It is a transcript of the gene FAM199X, whose product is annotated as family with sequence similarity 199, X-linked. The record is from RefSeq and is a predicted model, not a curated record. NCBI's taxonomy places the organism in Eukaryota, Metazoa, Chordata, Mammalia, Artiodactyla, Delphinidae. The transcript is spliced from 6 exons. Bases 189 to 1355 code for a protein of 388 amino acids.
UUCGAGCAGCCCCUUCGUGCCGCCCGGCAGUCCCCGGGCAGCGGUGGGCCGCGGUGCGCAGCCUGCCAGGGAGCUGCGGCGGGCACACCCCGGCGGCGGCGACAGCGGACAGGUUAGAGUGGGGGCAGGGACGGUCGCGGGAGCAGCUGGGGGCCGGAGAGGGAGCCCGAGCCAGGCCAUCUCCAACCAUGUCCGACGAAGCGUCAGCCACCACUUCGUACGAGAAGUUUCUAACCCCUGAGGAGCCCUUCCCGCUUCUGGGACCCCCUCGCGGGGUGGGCACCUGCCCGAGCGAGGAGCCGGGCUGCCUGGACAUCAGCGACUUCGGCUGCCAGCUCUCGUCUUGCCAUCGCACGGAUCCGCUCCACCGCUUCCACACCAACAGGUGGAACUUAACUUCCUGUGGAACAAGUGUGGCCAGCUCAGAAUGCAGUGAGGAGCUGUUUUCAUCAGUUUCUGUUGGAGAUCAAGAUGAUUGCUAUUCCCUAUUAGAUGAUCAGGACUUCACGUCUUUUGAUUUAUUCCCUGAGGGGAGUGUCUGCAGUGAUGUCUCUUCUUCUAUUAGCACAUACUGGGAUUGGUCAGAUAGCGAAUUUGAAUGGCAGUUACCAGGCAGUGACAUUGCCAGUGGGAGUGAUGUACUUUCUGAUGUCAUACCCAGUAUUCCAAGUUCACCUUGCCUGCUUCCUAAAAAGAAAAACAAACACCUGAAUUUAGAUGAACUUCCUUGGAGUGCAAUGACAAAUGAUGAACAGGUGGAAUAUAUUGAGUAUCUGAGUCGUAAAGUCAGUACUGAGAUGGGUCUUCGGGAGCAACUUGAUAUUAUUAAAAUAAUUGAUCCUUCUGCUCAAAUAUCCCCUACAGACAGUGAGUUUAUUAUUGAACUUAACUGUCUCACAGAUGAAAAACUGAAGCAGGUCAGAAACUAUAUCAAGGAGCAUAGCCCUCGCCUACGGCCUGCAAGAGAGGCCUGGAAGAGAAGCAACUUUAGUUGCGCAAGCACCAGUGGAGUGAGCGGUGCCAGUGCCAGUGCCAGCAGCAGCAGUGCCAGCAUGGUCAGUUCUGCAAGCAGCAGUGGGUCCAGUGUUGGAAACUCUGCUUCAAACUCCAGUGCCAACAUGAGUCGAGCACACAGUGACAGCAACUUGUCUGCAAGUGCAGCAGAGCGGAUUCGGGAUUCAAAAAAGCGAUCCAAGCAGCGGAAGUUACAGCAGAAGGCCUUACGCAAGAGGCAACUGAAAGAGCAGAGGCAGGCUCGGAAGGAGAGGCUCAGUGGGCUAUUCCUUAAUGAAGAAGUGCUGUCCUUGAAAGUGACUGAGGAAGACCACGAAGCAGAUGUAGAUGUUUUGAUGUAAUAAGGGUGAAUUUAUCAGCAUUCUUUCUAAGCAUUAUUCUAUCUUUAUUUGUUUACAUGCAUCUUGACCAAACUUUUGUUGGUUAGGGCUGUGCUGAUGUACUAUUCAUAAUUUAGGUCUGUGCUUCUCAGCAGGUGGUCCUCAGACCAGCAGCUUCAGCAUCAGCUGAGAAGUUAUUAGAAAUGCAUACUCUUGGGCCCCACCCCAGACUUAGUGAAUCAGAAAUUCUGUGGGAGGGGCCUAGCAUUGUGUUUUAACAGGCACCAGGUUAUUCUGCCACACCCUCUAGUUUUAAGAACCACUGAUUUAGUAAAUGUUUUAACUAUUUAAACUUCAGGGUGGUUAAGUGGGCUUUUUCAAAGACUAGUACUUUUACAGUUUAGAAGACUUUAAGGUACUGCUGACAAAUAGUUUAUUAUGUCAGUAUACAUAUGUAGAGAUCAUAAUUCAGUUUCCUUCUUAAUGUUAUGAUUUCUUAGUUUAGUUUUUCUAAAGGGCCAUAGCAUAAUUCUCAUUUCCUAGUGGACAUCUUUUUUCCAGGUUGGGGUAGGGUGUGGAUUGCUGUUUACAAUAGUGCCUUCAUUAGGUUUAGUUCUAUCUGUUUUCAUUAAUUAUUAACUCAAAGGUGUAAAAACAGGCCCUGAUACCUUUCGUUAGGUUUGUUUUUGUUUUUCACUUUAUGUAAAUUCAGAAUCCUUUCUGCAAGUGAUGACUACUGAGAAAAUAAUGUUACUAGUGGCGAAUUUUAGACAUGAUGCUAUGUUGAUUAAUAUUCAAAAGGAGAAAUCAAUUAAGCAAAACAACCAAUUCUACUUUUCCACUGCUUUUUGAAAUUUUAGGCUGUGAAACUGCCUUAAAGGCAGAAAAUAUCUCUAUCAAGUUCUUUUGUAGGUCUUUUUAUUUUCAGCACAGCUCUAAUUUUUAAAUAUUUGGUGUAACAGCUUCUGGCAUGUGAACAGGUUAAUGUUCAAAAUUAACUAAAGAAAACCCUUACAGUUCUGCUAAACUCUAUAAAUCGCUAGAAAUACACUGAGCAGUGAGAUAUAAAAAAAACUUAGCUUCUUGGCUACUAAUAGAACUCUAAUUUUAAAUGUGAAAUCAUGGAGUCCCUUUAAAUGUUUUC